This is a messenger RNA of Alosa alosa (allis shad), 8974 nucleotides long. Its product is annotated as A disintegrin and metalloproteinase with thrombospondin motifs 20-like. Gene Ontology annotation, cellular component: extracellular matrix. Lineage: Eukaryota; Metazoa; Chordata; Actinopteri; Clupeiformes; Clupeidae. Gene Ontology annotation, molecular function: metalloendopeptidase activity; zinc ion binding. The record is from RefSeq and is a predicted model, not a curated record. Gene Ontology annotation, biological process: extracellular matrix organization; proteolysis.
ACGUUGCGCGCAUAGACACCAUUUUUUUGGAAUGUAUUGUAAAUAGUACGUGUUCACAGGGGACCGUUUCACGCACGUUUAGCAAUGCGAUGAGGCCAGUGCACUUUGCAAGAGUAGUGGUGCAGAGUGCCUUCGCAGAUCUUACGACCUGCUGCUGCUGACAAGCCGGGAAAGGAGGGGGAGAGCCGCUUCAGAAGGUACUUCUGUGGAGCAAGAGCCGUGCUUUCUCCGCUUAGGAAAUCAUGCAGUUUGCAAUCUGGCUGGUUGGACUAAUGUGGCAUCUAUCAGCACUCGUCCGAAACUCGCGAACAUACCAAUUGCAUCCUAAGCAAGAAAGUUUCAUGAAACAGCUGUCAUCUUAUGAAAUUAUCACCCCUCUCCGCAUUAACGAUUUUGGAGAGUCGUUCCCUCAUAAACUACACUACAAACGGAAGCGCAGAAGUACGGAUGCGGACUUGACGGGUUUGAGGGCUCAUUAUAGAAUAGACGCCUUCGGACAGCGAUUCCAUCUCAACCUAACAGCGGAUUCGGGAUUUAUAGCUCCCUCGUACACCGUGACACAUUUAGGAUUGGAGCAGAGGAACGACUCCAACACAGACCUCAAUGAUGAUAUGCGCCACUGUUUCUUCCGCGGACAUGUCAACUCCAAAACGGAAUUCCAAGCAGUCUUCAGUUUGUGCACUGGUCUUAUUGGAACGUUUACGACCCACAAUGGGGAAUAUUUCUUAGAGCCUCUGAUACAAGCAGAUGGGGAAGAAUAUGAAGAGGAGCACAACAAACCUCAUCUGGUGUACAAACACGAGAGGAAGAGGAGCGGUCCAGCCAGCAGCGACUCAAAACCUUGUGCUGCUUCAGAGGAGCACCAGAAACAACACAUAGCCCUUCAGAGUGACCGGACUAUGGGUCAGGAGGUGAGAAAUGUAAGAGAAACAGUGUCUCUUCAUCAUUCCUCCUCCUCCUCAUACAUCAACGAAAGCCACACGGCCCCCCAUUCACGGCGGAAGCGUUUCCUGUCAUAUCCUCGCUUUGUGGAGCUCAUGGUGACCGCCGAUACCAAAAUGGUCCGACACCACGGCCGGAACUUAGAGCACUACAUCCUAACAAUCAUGUCAGUAGUGGCUGCCAUCUACAGAGACCCCAGUGUGGGGAACCUCAUCAACGUCCUGGUGGUCAAGUUAAUCGUCCUUCACAAUGACCAGGAGGGUCCGUCCAUCAGCUUCAACGCUGCCAACACCCUGCACAACUUCUGCGUGUGGCAGCAGGGGCAGAACGUGCCGGACGACAACCAUCCGUCCCACCACGACACGGCGCUCCUCAUAACCAGGGAGGACAUAUGCCGGGCGAAGGACAAGUGCGACACGCUGGGGCUGGCCGAGCUGGGGACCAUGUGUGACCCGUACCGGAGCUGCUCCAUCAGCGAGGAGAACGGCCUGAGCGCCUCCUUCACCAUCGCACACGAGCUCGGCCACGUCUUCAACAUGCCCCACGACGACUACCCAAAAUGCAUUGAGGCGGGCAUAAAGAACCAGUACCACGUCAUGGCGCCAGUGCUGAACUAUGACACCAGCCCGUGGUCCUGGUCCAAAUGCAGCCGCAAGUACAUCACAGAGUUUCUGGACACUGGCUAUGGGGAAUGUCUGCUGGAUGAGCCUGUUGGCAGAACAUACAACCUCCCCACCCAGCUCCCAGGCCAGCUCUAUGAUGCCAAUCGACAGUGUGAGCUCAUGUUUGGAUCAGGAUCCAGAGUUUGCCCCUUUAUGAAACCAUGCAAGCGGCUGUGGUGCACGAGUGCGGAGGGAGACCAUAAAGGCUGUCGAACGCAACACAUGCCGCUGGCGGACGGGACCGAAUGUGGACAUGGCAUGCACUGCAGGCAUGGGAUGUGUGUGAAUCGUGAGCUGGACAUCAGGCCUGUGGACGGGGAGUGGGGCCCCUGGGGGCCCUACAGUGUCUGCUCCAGAACCUGUGGAGGAGGAACCAAGAGCACUGCCAGAGACUGCAACAGCCCUGAGCCCCGAAACGGAGGGAAGUUUUGCGUGGGGCGGCGUAUGAAAUUCCGCUCGUGCAACACAGUACCAUGCCCACGGGGUCGGAAGGACUUUCGCGAGGAACAGUGCUCGCAUUUCGACGGCCGUCACUUCAACAUGAACGGCCUACCUCCCACGGUGCGCUGGGUCCCCAAGUACAGCGGCAUUCUUAUGAAGGAUCGGUGCAAGUUGUUCUGUCGCGUUGCAGGGACAAUGGCUUAUUAUCAGCUGAAAGACAGAGUCAUCGACGGGACGCCUUGUGGUCCAGAAACAUACGACAUCUGCGUUCAAGGCCUCUGCAGGCAAGCCGGAUGUGACCAUGUCCUCAACUCCAAGGCAAGGAACGACAAGUGUGGUGUGUGUGGAGGGGACAAUUCCUCCUGCAAAACCCUGGCUGGCACGUUCAACAACGCCCAGUAUGGCUAUAAUGUAGUGGUGCGCAUUCCUGCUGGGGCAACCAACAUCGACAUAAAGCAGGUCAGCUUCUCCGGGACGCCUGAAGACAACAACUACCUUGCCCUGUCGGACGGUCAGUCCAACUUCCUUUUGAACGGUAACUUUGUGGUGGCCAUGUUCAAGAGAGAGGUGACUUUCAAAGGGACGGCCAUCGAGUACAGCGGCUCUAACACGACAGUGGAGCGCAUCAACUGCACCGAGCGCAUCGAGUCUGAGCUCAUCCUGCAGGUGCUGUGCGUGGGGGACCUGUACAACCCAGAUGUCUACUCCUUCAACAUCCCCAUCGAGGAGCACCGAGAGCAGUUUGUGUGGGACCCGUCCGGCUCCUGGCAGGAGUGCAGCCGCAUGUGUCAGGGUGAACGGAGACGCAAAGCGGUGUGUGUGCGGAAGAGCGACCGCUUAGUGGUAUCGGAGCAACGCUGUGAACAUCUGCCCAGGCCUGGCAGCAUUACUGAUCCCUGCAAUACACACUGUGAGCUCAGGUGGCAUGUGGCUGGGAAGAGCGAGUGCUCCACCAAGUGUGGGCCAGGCUACCGCACGCUGGAUGUCCAGUGCAUCCGCUACAGCCUGGCCAAGCAGCAGAGUGACCGCGUGGAGAGCAGGUCGUGUGCAGACGUCCCCAAACCCCAGACCAGAGAGCCCUGCCACGGGGACUGUCUGCUGAAGAGCUGGCAGUACAGCGCCUGGUCUCCGUGCUCUAAGAGCUGUGGCAGAGGCGCGCGCUCACGGGAGUCCUACUGCAUGAACAACCUGGGCCGCAGGCUGGUGGACAGAGAGUGCAGUGAGCACCAGAGGCUGGUCACCGAGAGCUGCAAUGACAUGCCCUGCCCUGGCUGGAGUGCCAGCGAGUGGAGCGAGUGUAUGGUGUCGUGUGGUAAGGGUCACAGGCACCGGCAGGUCUACUGUGUGCUGGGGGAGGAGAAGCUGAGUGAGCAUCACUGUGACUCCGCCUCUAAGCCCUCUCCUGUGGGCAGCUGUGAGCGCCCUGACUGUGCCUCCUGGCAGGUCGGAGUCUGGAGCGCAUGUGCCGUGACUUGUGGCCAUGGUUACCAGAUGCGGGCUGUGCGCUGUGUGUCCGGUGUGUACGGCAACACUGUGGAUGACCGUGAGUGUAAUGCAGCUGCCAGGCCCCGAGACAACCAGGAGUGUGAUCUGCCUGCUUGUCCACGUGCUGCUCCUGUCCUCAGCACAGCGCGGCCUGUAGUCCCUGGUCAGUUCCUCACGCAGUGGAGAUUCGGCUCCUGGGCCAUGUGUUCGGUCUCCUGUGGGAAAGGCAAGCGUGCCCGCUAUGUGAGCUGCCGGGACGCCCAGGGCGGUGUAGCAGACGAGUCCUACUGCGCCCACCUCCCCCGCCCACCAGAGACGUCCACCUGCUUCAGCCCCUGUGGCCUCUGGAGGGCCGGGGAGUGGUCUCCUUGCUCGGUGACAUGUGGAGUCGGUCAAUCCACCCGACAGGUGGUGUGCAGCAACUACCACCAGCAGGUGGACGAGUCCUUCUGCCACCCGGAAGAGAGGCCCAGUACUGAGCAGGAGUGUGCGGCCAGCCCCUGCCCAUCCGCCUAUCAGCCGCGCUCCAACAACCCACCCUACUCGCCCCAUGACCCAGGCUACCAUCCCGGACACAGCGCCUGGAACGUCCCCUCGGCUGCCAACCAGUGGAGGACGGGGCCCUGGGGAGCGUGCUCCAGCACCUGUGAGGGCGGUUUCCAGCGACGGGUGGUGGUCUGCCAGGACGCUGAGGGCCGCAGCACCAACUACUGCGAUGAGCGCGUGAAGCCGGACGAGUCCAAGCGAUGCGACUCCGGACCCUGUCCACUCUGGAACUACGGCAUCUGGGGCGAGUGCACGCAAACGUGUGGAGGAGGCAGGCGCACCCGCCUGGUGGUGUGCCAGCGACCCAGCGGCCAGCGGUUGAAUGACCACAACUGUGACGUGCUGGACAAGCCGCCCGACGUGGAGCCCUGCAAUCUGCAGCCCUGCCCGGGCAGUGUUUCCUGGCACAGGAGACUGUGGAAGCCGUGCUCUGUGACCUGCGGCAGAGGGACCAAGCAGCGAGACAUCGUCUGUGUACAGCAGAACCUCACCCAGAUAGAGGACGAGCACUGCAGUCACCUGUCACGACCCAGGUCUGAGAAGGCUUGCAGGGCUGGGGCAUGUCCCAGCUGGAAAGCCAACAAGUGGAGGGAGUGUUCUGUCACUUGUGGAAUCGGAGUCCAGAGCAGAGAGGUGUACUGCCGACUAAAGGCCUCCGGAAGAGUCUCUGAGGAGCUGUGUGACGUCCGCCUGCGGCCCGCCACUACCCAGCCCUGCCUCUCCCCAGACUGCCAUCACUACAUGUGGGCCGCCGAGGAGUGGCACGAUUGCAAUGCAACAUGUGGCAAGGGGAUGAGGAGCAGAAACAUCUUGUGUGUGGACACAAGGAUGAACCCUGGCCACAACAGCAUGUGUGACCCCUCCACAAAGCCCCCAUUGCACCAGCCCUGUCACCGGUCCCCCUGCCAGUACAUGUGGAUGACUGGAGCGUGGACACAGUGCUCAGCCAGCUGUGGCGUUGGGUACCAGCGGAGGAUGGUGUCCUGUUCCGCAGUGUCCUCCUCUGCCGACCCACACCCCUACACUGCCCAGGCUCUCUCUGCCCACACCCAGUGCCCAGGGUCCAGGCCUCUGGACACCCAGCAGUGCCAGAUCAGGGAGUGUCCGGCCACCCCUCACUGGAAAGUUGGUCCAUGGAGCAAGUGCUCUCAGACGUGCGGCGCUGGGGUGAUGGAGCGGCGGGUGGAAUGCCUGACCACCAAACACCUCCCCUCCAAAGCCUGCAGUCCCUCGGAGAGGCCCGAGUCCAGGGCCGCCUGCCGACUGAGAGAAUGUGAGGUGUUCUCCACAUGUCGAGAGGUCCAGAUGAGGGAAGGCUUGAGGAAGGAUGGGGAACACUACCUGAAAGUCAAAUCCAGGAUACUGCAGAUAUAUUGCGCUGAAAUGCACACCAGUUUCCCCAAGGAGUAUAUCACACUUCGCAGUGGCCAGACAGAUAAUUUCUCUGAGGUCUAUGCAUACAGGCUCCAGAACCCCUUCGAAUGUCCGUUCAACGGCAGCAGACGGCAGGACUGCCAGUGCAGGAACGACUACCCAGCCGCGGGCUACACGCUCUUCAGCAGGGUGCGACUGGACAUCAGCUCCAUGCGCGUCAUAACCACGGACCUGCAGUUCACCCAAACUGUGCUGGGCAGGCCUGUGCCCUUCGCCACAGCAGGAGACUGUUAUAGCGCAGCCAAGUGCCCCCAGGGCCAGUUUAGUAUAAACCUCACCGGAACUGGUCUGAAGGUCGCUGAAACAACCAAAUGGGUCUCCCAGGGCAACUAUGUCACAGUUAAGGUGCAUAGGUCUGAGGACGGCACCAGAAUCUAUGGCCGCUGUGGCGGUUUUUGCGGCAAGUGCAUCCCCCACCCGCACUCCGGCCUCCUCGUCCAGGUCCAGUGAGGACCGGUUUGUGGGUGCACGACCUCUCACUCUAAUUCCCACUGCAGUGCCGAGCACAAGAUGCCACUCUUCAGGGGCUCCGUGAGCCCGUCAGUCUGACUUGAACUCCCCAUCACCCUCCUUCAUCCCCCUCCCCCUGUCCUCCUCCAUCUCUCUUUCCUCCCGGCAGCUACGGUACUGUGAAGUCUGAGGACCCGUGAGCCGCGAUAGCCCGCCCGCCUCCCUUGACAGAGCCAGCUCACUCUGAUGACGGGCCAACUUCCCCUUUUGCAACCCCUCUCUAAUGCUUCUAAUGGUUACCAAAUGCGUCCGUGUGUCAGAAUAUAAAAAGCAGACGCGGUGCUGCUUUGUGACAGCAAAUCUCUCCUGUCUGGCUCGCCCACCCGCUCUGGUUUCACCUGGUGGCUCAUCUUAAUGGGUCUGUAUGUGGGGCGAUGUCAAGACUCGGUGCAAAUCUGAGGAGUGUCCUCUGUCACGUCAUGAAGUCGGGUUUUCUUAUCUUCUUCAGUUACUCUUGGUGAUGCAAUAGAAAAUUCCUAAGAUAAACCUAACAGUUUUCUUGAAGAAUAGAAACCAAACCAACUACAGAAUGUCUCUAGAACUGCCAUACAUCAUCCACAAUGGGAAUCCAUAUGUAUGUAUGUGGUUAUCACAACUGUAUCAUACAGUGUAUGCAGUGUAUCUGAAGCUGUACCAAUGGAAUAGUGUCUUUAGAUUAUAGUAGGGGAGUGGUCAAGACUCCAUAAGGGAUACUUAUUUUUCUAGUAUGGAAGAAUGGACAGUUCCACACUUUCUUUGAACUUAAAUGUCUUACAUCUACUUACCUGCUGACAGGUAGGGUGUGGUCAUCACUUCAAAUGAAGUCUCAAUCUAUAAUAUUUCUGAUCAUGCAAAGAUCUUGAUGUACUGAACAUAGGUCUAGCUCCUGAAGUAACAUUAGUAAAAAUAAAUAUAUAAAUUAAUUUACAGUUCAGUGUACACUUACAGUGAGUUAGGAUACAGAAUUGAAGAAUGCAAGCUGGUUAUUAUUCAAGAUAAAGCCCGCAAUGGCUCUAUAGAUUGAUCCGCUUCAGAGUAGAAUUACAGUCUACUGUAAUUGGUGCCUGUAUAUUUGUGUGUCUGUAUACAGUUAUCAUAACCACUUUCCAGACUUGCCUUACCUCAAAGGUGAAGUGUCUUGAGCCCUCCGUUGUUCGUUGUCAGAGUAAAGUUCACUGGAGUUCGACUGUGGGUCUCUCUGAGAAAACUGCCUGACCAACCUGCUGUAUAAUGCUUUCAGACAGAUUUUCCAGAGAGAAACUCUGUAGGUACUGAAGCACAAAAGAUGUGCUCUGGAAAAUCUAAAAUCAGACAGACAUGGUUAUGUACAGUUGAUUGGGUUGUGUGCCUUUCUAGGAAUUUGUUAAGACAAACACACCGAAUAACAGCUAAUAAUCCGUCCUCUGGAAUUCUUUGGAUAUUCCGUUAUUUUGUGGGAAGUAAUACGUUGGAUACUCACAUCACGUUUCACACUGCCUUUAGUGUUCCAGUUAAAACACGCUUCUGAUGUCAAGAGCUCCGUUCUCAGAUUGGAAUAGAAGGGUGAAUCCAGAUUUAUUCCAGGUUAUUUUUCCAGAGCACAUCUGAUGUGAACCCUGCUCCCAGGUGCAUGCCACCCUACCUCUCUCAAGCAUGGAUGUCCAUGAAAUGUAUUUUAUUGUAUUGUCUACUAUUUAUGUUUGAUCAUAUUUAUUCUGUAAGUAUAUGUAGAUAUAUUCAAUGUUCACAAUGCUACAACUACUACUAAUAGAGUCCUGUGUGGUACAGGAUUCGUAUUACUGUAUAUUGUCUAGUGUUUUAUAACCAAUAACCUGCGAUGGAAUUGUACACGGUGCUCUUUACUUUACUACUGAAAUUACCUCGCAUCUAGAGGGAAGGUACUGACAUCGGAUUUGAAAUUCAGCUGUUGCAGAGCCUCCAUUUUUACUGACCAGGUUUGACAUUUGGACUCGGCGUAAUUACAAGCCUGCUUUAUGUCGUGGAUGCUUUCCUGUGCACGGAAAACUCCUCCCCAUGCACAAGCCACAAGGUUGCCAGAUUCUAUGAGAACAGCUCUCCAUAUGUAGUCAAAAGAGCAAAGGAAAAGAAGCAAUCUUGCUUGAAGGUGCUGAAAAGCAUUGGGGUGGAUUGGGUUUCAACCUUUUUAGAGGGCAAAUCCACAUAAUGAAAAACAACACCACCACCACCACCACUGCUCUCUUUGAGGAAUGUAGAAUGGCUAUGCAUGGCCAGCAUGACCACGGAAAAGACAUCAGCAUGUUUGCAGAGUGUCCAGUGGUUUUAAAAAGAAGAUAAUUUCAUGGCCUGAGACAAUCAUCAGUAACACAGUGGUCACACUGAUCUUAAUCCACCCAAUCCAUUCUGCUUUUGAGAAUGCAUUAACUACUGAAACUACAAGAGGCAUAUAUGGCAGCAAGACCUGGCUAGUGAAUGGGAAUUAAGCUUUAUCCAAAGUAUUGUAGUAGCAGAGUAGGAUGCUUAUUCAUGGAACUGUAGAGGCCGACUUGUUGAAACUCACUGAGCAGCUAGAAACACUUUGGCUAUCAUUAUAUCUUUGAUAGGCAAUUGAUCUAUGAGGUCUGUAUCAGAAAUUAAAAGAUUACUUGACGCACUAUGUGCCAUAAAAUGUGUAGAAAUUUUAAACAGUUUCAUUUUUUCCAUUAACAAAAGAUUUGUAACUUUUGUGAAUUGUUUUUGUGUAUUGUUUUUUUUUUACAUAUCCAUACUUGAAGUGCAAACAGUAUGUUUAAUCUAAAGAGGGCAUUCUGGCUGAAUGAUACAAAAUGCAUGUUUGCUACAUAUAAUCCAAAGAUGUUUAGAGAAUCAUAUUUACUUUUAUGUACAGUGUGUAGUGUUAAUGAAAUCAUUAUGGUGCUAUGGAUGAAAAAGAGUGAGAAAGUCCUGAUAUUUUGUAGGUAUUGCUGCUGUACUAACACUGAUUAAGAAAUAAGUAACAAUAAAAUAUUUUAGCGCUU